AGUCAGUGAGUACCUGGAUGUAGAAAGAGAGAGAGAAGCAGAGAGAGACAGUCCAGAGUGUACCUUGGUGUAGAAACAGAGAGAGACUAGUGUGUACCUGGAUGUUGAGGCAACAAGAACAGACUUGUUUAGAAAUUGUGAAAAGCAGAAGAAGAAGAAGAAGAAGAAGAACGCAUGAGGCAGGAAGUAGGAAGUGUGAUACCAGCGGGUUCCAUAACGUCAGCCUCACUUAGCUCACCUCCUCGCUAUCUCUCUAGAUAAUGUGUGUGCACACGUUUGUGUGACUGUGUGUGUGUGAGUGUGUGUGUGUGGGGGGUGUGAGGUCAGAUGUGUGUAUGUAUCUGUGUGGAUGUCUAUGUGUGUGUGAGUGCGCGCACGACAGGAUCUGAUACUGAAGAAUGUCUCUGAAACUACCUCGGACAUGGGACUUCUCCACCUUCAAGACGGAGACGGCCAGAAUAGCGCGCUCCAAGAGUGUGAUGCCGGGCGAGAGCAGCAGCAGUGCGGGGGCCGGGGCCCCCGUGCCCCCGGCCCCGGGGCCCGCCGAGAGGCCCCUGAAGGCGGGCUGGCUGAAGAGGCAGCAGCGGUCCCUGGUGAAGAACUGGCAGCACCGCUACUUCGUGCUGCGUGGGAGCACCCUGACCUACCACAAGGACGACCGCGAGACCACCACGCAGGGGGUCAUCCAGCUCCGGUUCAGCCGGGUCAACGAGCUCCCGACAAACUCAGAGGAGCCAGGGAAGUUCCUGUUCCAGAUCGUCCCACGGAGCAGCAGGGAGCGGGAGCGCUCUCCGUACGUCUUCAUGACCAGCUCCCAGACGGACCUGGAGGAGUGGGUGCGCACCCUGAGGAGAGCCAUCGGGACCCCCACAACGGGAGUGUUCGGUAAGAGUCUGGGGGACACGGUGACGUACGAGCGGCGCUUCGGGCCUCAGCUGGUCCCCAUCCUGGUGCAGAAGUGCGUGGAGUUCAUCCGGGAGCACGGCCUCGGCGAGGAGGGCAUCUUCCGCCUCCCGGGGCAGGACAACUCGGUGCGGAGGUUCAGGGACGCCUUCGACGCCGGGGAGAGGCCGUCCUUCCCCAGUGACACUGACGUCCACACGGUGGCAUCGUUGCUCAAACUGUACCUGCGGGAGCUGCCGGAACCCGUGGUUCCCUGGAGCCAAUACCAAGACUUCCUGAGCUGCACCUACAAGAUCGACCCCAGCACCACGGGCCUGGAGAGCUUGGAGAAACAGAUCGCCCUCAUUCCCAGGAUAAACUACAACCUGCUGGGUUACAUCUGCAGGUUCCUGUUCGAGGUGCAGCUGGAGUCCAAGGUGAACAAGAUGAGCGUGGAGAACCUGGCGACCGUGAUGGGAAUCAACCUGCUGAAGCCCCAGAUAGAGGACCCCAUCACCAUGAUGAAAGCCACGCCCCAGAUCCAGCGGCUGAUGACGCUGAUGAUCCGGCACCACGAGGAGCUCUUCCCCCCCGCCCGGGACCUCCCGCCCUCGCCCCACGCCAGCAAGACCCGGAAGAAGAAGUGCAGCGCCCCCCGAAGCUUCGUGGGCUGGGAGGGGGCCGAGAUGGCCGACGCCUCGCUGUCCGAGUCCCCCGAGGAGGACGAGGACAACGACAGCGCGGAGGACGGCAGCCCCACCCAGCCCUUCCCCUCCCGCCUGGACCCCUCCGCCUCCAGCCCCCGCAAGCGCACCCAGACGCUGCCCAGCUUCCAGCAGCCCCCCCGGGGGGCCGCCAAGAAGGGGGAGGCCCUGAAACAGCGGAGCUGCACGCAGGACGUCCCGGAGGAGAGGAUGGGGACGCUGUCGGAGGACAUCUUCAAGAUCCUGGACCUCCACCGGGUGGCGCUGUUUGGGAGCAAGACGGAACGGGAGGCGGGCCAGGAGGGCGGGGAUGUGAGACGGAGAGGAAGCCGGGGCUCCGCCUCUUCCCCCAAAUCCCCGAGAGUCCCCCGGGCGUCUGAAGACCCCCCAGCACCUGCUGAACCACAGAGCCCCCAGGCCUUCAGCGGCUCAGGUCUUGGUCCUGGUCCUGGUCCUGGUCCUGGUCCUGGUCCUGGUCCUGGUCCUGGUCCUGACCCUGACCCUGGUCCUGGUCCUGGUCCUGACCCUGGUCCUGCUCCUAGUCCAGGUCCUGGUCUUACUCCUGCUCCUAGUCCAGGUCCUGGUCUUACUCCUGCUCCUAGUCCAGGUCCUGGUCUUGGCUCAAGCCAGCCAGAGAGCCAACAGACCCUCCAGCUGAUCAUUGAGAGCCUGCAGCAGAGGAACGCUGAGCUGACCUCCACCGUGACCCAGCUGACCUCCUCCCUGGAAGAAGAGCGCCGCCGUGUGGCCGCCCUGGAGGCGUGUCUGAGGAGCGCUGGCCGCAGCCACGACCAACCCCCCCCUGACCAGAACACAAUACUGUGACACAUCACCCAGCGGCCAACUUGGAUGGCCAUCUCGGGCGGCCAUCUUGAAUGGCCAUCUCGGGCAGCCAUCUUGGAUGGCCAUCUCGGGCGGCCAUCUUGGAUGGCCAUCUCGGGCGGCCAUCUCGGUGCUCAACGGUACCUGGGUGGAGGAAAUCAAAGCAGAACACAUCCAGUUAGCUCCACCCAGCUCCACGUAGAACCAAGAUGGCCGCCUGUCAGGGAUGGCUCGUUCUCACGGGAACCUGAACGCCGUUCUUUAAAACACAAUUACAAUUACAAUUAGGGCAUUUAGCAGACGCUUUUAUCCAAAGCGACUGACAUCGGUUAAUACACACAUUGACACACCGACGGCAGAGUCAACCAUGCAAGGCGACAGCCAGCUCGUCAGAAGCAGUUAGGGUUAAGUGUCUCGCUCAGGGACACAUCAACACUCAGCUAGGAGGAGCUGGGGAUCGAACCAGCAACUAGCUCUACCUCCUGAGCUAAGCCCGACCCCCCCGACCCCUCCACACGGUUGCUGAGUUACGAGUGCGUGUAAGGCCUGUAUUGCCCAAUGUUUAUCAUGUUAUUUUUAUUAUUAUGUUAAGAGAUUCACAUUGAGGACCACCACUGUUUUAUCACCUUGCUCACAGACAGACUAUGCUUUUCCUCAGCAUCUUAAAAUAUUUUAGUAUCGAAUGUAUCAAAAUUACAGUAUCGAAUGUCAAGUAAUUUAAAAUGUUUUGUGCCAUGAAUAAAGUUCAACAAACCUCUUUAACCACUGAAA
Gadus morhua (Atlantic cod) is the source of this 3179-nucleotide messenger RNA. It is a transcript of the gene arhgap25, whose product is annotated as Rho GTPase activating protein 25. The record is from RefSeq and is a predicted model, not a curated record. The transcript has 11 exons. Lineage: Eukaryota; Metazoa; Chordata; Actinopteri; Gadiformes; Gadidae. Gene Ontology annotation, biological process: negative regulation of small GTPase mediated signal transduction; signal transduction; actin filament organization. Gene Ontology annotation, cellular component: phagocytic cup. Gene Ontology annotation, molecular function: GTPase activator activity. Bases 399 to 2411 code for a protein of 670 amino acids.